Rhineura floridana is the source of this 1023-nucleotide messenger RNA. RefSeq names its product vomeronasal type-2 receptor 26-like. NCBI's taxonomy places the organism in Eukaryota, Metazoa, Chordata, Lepidosauria, Squamata, Rhineuridae. The transcript has 3 exons. Gene Ontology annotation, biological process: G protein-coupled receptor signaling pathway. The record is from RefSeq and is a predicted model, not a curated record. Gene Ontology annotation, molecular function: G protein-coupled receptor activity. Gene Ontology annotation, cellular component: membrane. The coding region runs from base 115 to 1023 and encodes 302 amino acids.
UGUAAUGAAUACUGCAAUGCUGGCUAUCAGAAGAGGAAGAAGGAAGGGGAGAAAUUUUGCUGCUAUGAUUGUUCUCCAUGCCCAGAAGGGAAGAUUGCUAACCAAAAGGCAGAUAUGGAUGACUGCUUCAGAUGCCCAGACGAUCAAUAUCCCAGCAAGGAUAAAGAUGGGUGCAUCCCCAAAACUGUAACCUUCUUGUCUUAUGAAGAACCUUUAGGGAUAAGUUUAGCCUCUAUUGCUAUCUCUUUCUCUCUAAGCGCAGCUUUGGUGCUUGUAAUUUUUGUUAAAAACAAAGAUACACCGAUAGUCAAAGCAAACAAUCGGGAACUCACCUACAUUCUCCUCAACUCCCUUAUGCUCUGCUUCCUCUGUUCCUUGCUAUUUCUCGGACAACCAUGCAAGGUGUCUUGCUGUCUCCGUCAACUUGCUUUCGGCAUCAUCUUCUCAGUGGCUGUUUCUUGUGUGUUGGCCAAAACCAUCACUGUGGUUUUAGCAUUCAUGGCCACUAAACCAGGGUCCAAUGUGAGAAAGUGGGUGGGAAAGAGACUGAUCAAUUCCAUUGUCUUUGUCUGCUCCUUUAUUCAAGCUAGCAUUUGUGUGGUGUGGUUAGCAACCUCUCCUCCUUUCCCAGAUUUUGACAUGACAUCCGUAACUGGAGAAAUUGUAGCAGAAUGUAAUGAUGGGUCUGUCACCAUGUUUUAUCUUGUCCUGGGCUACAUGGGACUUCUGGCCAUCAUCAGCUUCACUGUGGCUUUCCUGUCCAGGAAGUUGCCUGAUACCUUUAAUGAAGCCAAGUUCAUUACUUUCAGCAUGCUGAUGUUUUGCAGCGUUUGGGUGUCUUUUGUUCCAUCAUACCUGAGCACCAAGGGGAAAUACAUGGUGGCUGUGGAGAUUUUCUCUAUCUUGGCCUCCAGUGCUGGGCUAUUGGGCUGUAUCUUUCCCCCCAAAUGCUACAUUAUUGUACUGAUGCCUCACUUGAACAAUAGGGAGCAGCUAUUAAGAAAAAAGACUGCAAAUAUCUAA